UGGUGUGUAAAAGGAAGCUCGAAAGUAAAAAGGAGGCAUUGCUAAUCCUUUCCAAAGAACUGGACACCUGUCAGCAAGAAAGAGACCAGUACAAGCUUAUGGCCAACCAGUUGCGGGAACGACACCAGUCUCUGAAAAAGAAGUAUCGGGAGCUGAUUGAUGGGGAUCCAUCCCUUCCACCUGAAAAGAGGAAACAGGCAAAUCUUGCUCAACUACUGAGUGAGGCUCAAGAUCAAAAUAAGCAUCUUGGAGAAGAGAUUAGAGAGCUUCAACAGAGACUGGGAGAAGUACAAGGGGACAAUAAGCUUCUUCGAAUGACAAUAGCAAAGCAACGACUUGGAGAUGAUGAAGUUGGGGCUCGCCACUUUGCAGCACAUGAACGGGAGGACCUUGUUCAACAAUUGGAGAAGGCUCGAGAACAAAUUGAGACUCUGAGAUAUGAUCUUCAGGCUGCACUGGAUGAGUUACAGGAUGUGAAAGAGGAACGUUCUUUUUACCAAGAUAAAUCUGACAGACUAAACCAAGAACUUAAUCAUGUCUUAGGAGGGCAUGAAAACCGUAUCAUCGACAUAGAUGCUCUAUGUAUGGAGAACAGGUAUCUUCAAGAGAGAUUAAAACAACUUCAAGAGGAAGUCAACCUUCUUAAGUCUAAUAUUACUAAAUAUAAGAAUGCACUAGAGAGACGAAAAAAUUCAAAGACUCAUAGCAGAUCCAGUAGCAGUGCUCUGACUGGAGUCCUGUCUGCAAAGCAAGUCCAGGAAUUGUUGUCAGAGGAUCAUGGAUGUAGCCUACCAGCCACACCACAGUCCAUUUCAGAUCUCAAAUCACUGGCCACUGCAUUGCUGGAAACUAUCCAUGAAAAAAACAUGGUCAUACAACACCAAAGGCAAACCAACAAAAUUCUAGGUAAUCGAGUGGCAGAACUAGAAAAGAAAUUAAGAACUUUGGAAAUUGCUGGCUUGUGGAGUCUUCCAGGUGGAAAGGAUACCAUAACAUUCAGUGACCCAACCUUGCCUGUUAUACAGCGAUCCAGGUCACCGUUAUUAGCGUUUACUGAUAAGCCACAGAAAACCGAAGUACAAGGUGAGCCCCUGGAAUCAGAACAGAAGGGAGAACAUGAUGAAACUUGUGCUGUUGCAAGUGAGUCCCUGGCUCCAGAGGGAACAAACUUAAAUAACAGAAACCAAAAUAAACAUUUUUAUCCUUCAUUACCCCAGCUACGUUCUGAGGAAGAAGAAAUAAACAAGCUCGGAAGUCAGAUAAUUAAACUGACAGAGCAGGCAGUUGCAGAACUGGAAGGGAAAAGAGCAGGCGCUUCUGCAGGGGAGCAGAAUGUGGUGGCUGGAGCAAAGCUUAAUGGUUCAUCUGAGGGAGAGUUCCCACUUUCCAGCCCUGACCCGUCUGACCCCACAGAUCCCUCAAACUCCGAGAAUGAACAAACAGCUGAAACUGAGGCCCUGAAAGACAAUGACGAAACCUCAGAGAGUGACUGUGAAAUUCCACACGAAAGAGGGGAUGGAAAUAGCAGCACCGUGGAUGUGGUGCAUACUGAGGACCCUGGAAAGUGUGGAGGGCUCAGUGUUACAACUGCACGUACAAAUAACAGCUUUGAGGAGCUCCCCGAAUCUGAAAACAAGAAACCAUCUGAUUCUGCUGAAAACUGUGAAUAUUUGGAUAACAGUUUGGCUUGA
This is a messenger RNA of Balearica regulorum gibbericeps (East African grey crowned-crane), 1691 nucleotides long. The record is from RefSeq and is a predicted model, not a curated record. NCBI's taxonomy places the organism in Eukaryota, Metazoa, Chordata, Aves, Gruiformes, Gruidae.